Anneissia japonica is the source of this 940-nucleotide messenger RNA. RefSeq lists its product as uncharacterized. The transcript has 4 exons. The coding region runs from base 97 to 627 and encodes 176 amino acids. The record is from RefSeq and is a predicted model, not a curated record. NCBI's taxonomy places the organism in Eukaryota, Metazoa, Echinodermata, Crinoidea, Comatulida, Comatulidae.
CUAAACUUGAUUAUAACCACGCUCGAAAGAAUAUAUCUAUAGAGACGGUACCGGUAUACGAUAUUUCGAGCCUUAGACCAAAGAAGUGUUCUAAAAAUGGAUACCAGUUGGAAGUGUUAUAUUGUUUCGGUUUUAUAUCUCUCUUUUAGUUACGGGAAUGCUGAUUACUGUUAUGAUGAUAAUGGCUAUCUGGAGUUGAUCUGUUCAGAUUACUUCACUUUAGAUUCCUAUUGCUGCGGCGAACCUGGCUUCUACUACUGCUGUGAUUCGGAUGAUUACGAAUUCUAUAAUACCGUUGCUUCAAGCCUCAGCACUGCAGUCAUUGUCGUCAUUGUUAUCAGCGUCGUCAUUGUUGUUGCUAUUGUUGUUAGCAUGGUAACAUAUCGUGUGUUCUGCGCCACUGUCGUGACCGUUCGCCCGACGAGGACAGCAUUCGUAACGACACAUCAAACACAACAAGGUCAAGUAGUCGUUCAUCCCCCUCAGGGUAGACAAAUCACACAACAAGCAAACCUUCCCCCAGCUGGAGCUGUGUAUCCACCUGAAGCCGGAGCGUAUCCCCCGCCUUCAGUUACGUAUUGUCCCCCUGUUGAAGGCGAGAAGCCGCCAAUUUACUCUGUGCUAUAGUUGACAUUAGACAGACAAACCACUGCUAAAUCAGUUAUUGUCAUUCUACAAACAUUUUAAAAUGCUAUUACAAUAGGAUAAUUUUAUAAACAUCGUUAAUAAUAAAAAUUAAAAAAAUGUAGGCUUAAUGAUGAAGGGGAAACCACAAUGCUUGGUAAUUCAUGAUUUCCUCUUCCUAUUUUAGUACACCUGUUGUUCUGCGACACCAUUAUUUAUUAUUUACACUAAAGGCGCAAACGCAAGAUUGUUGAAUUACUUUUGUUAGGACAGUACACUCAAGAACAAAGUAAAAUUUUCCAGAUUUUUUAAAUUU